AUACAACUCCACAUUUUAGUAGAUCGUAUAGAUCCCUUUCUAUUUGGUUUGAAAUUAUUAAGUUUGGGGAGAAAUGUUUUAUUCUAAGUAUGUUUUUGCCAAGAGUGGCCCUCUCGGUAAAAUAUGGCUAGCGGCUCACUGGGAAAAAAAGUUAACAAAGCAACACGUCAUGCAAACAGAUAUCAACAGAACGGUAGAAACUAUUGUAAGCGAUUAUAUUGAAAAGGGCUCACAAAUUCAACCGAUUUCUUUAAGAACAUCAGGCCAUUUGCUUUUGGGGGUCGUGAAAAUAUUUUUUCGCAAAGUGCAAUACCUUUAUAUUGAUGUCACAGAAACUCUUACCAGAAUUAAGUCUGCAUUUAGAACGGGUCGAGCUAUUGAUCUUAAAGAUAAUCGGGCUGUUGCUAAAGAAAGCGCAAUAACUAUGAAAUUGGAUAGCUUCGAUUUGGAUUUUAAUAAAAUAUUCAACGAAAACGAUGUCAUUAUGGGGGAUGAGCUCUACACGGCACCCGAGCAGGACAUAACGUUGGACUCUAUCGAAAUUCCCCGCCAUGCCGAUCUUUCUUCUAUUGGUCACGUGAGCGACGAUGUUUUUGCCGAGGUGCCACGCCGUGAGGACACUUUGGGACCACAGAAGGGCGAUAUACUGGAUGCGAUGACUGAAGAGUUUUUGCUUCCUAUAGACAAUGACUUCUUAGCAGAGGAGCAGCCUGCGGAUUUAAAAGAACUGGAAACCCCUUCCAUUGAUAACGUCUCAUUUUCUUUUUCUGGCGUUUCUCCCCUGGAAGACUCUCGAAGAGAUUCCGUCGCCGAGCUUGAGAGUCCCGAGCUCGCCGCUGGAAAAAAGAUUAUCCACGACAAAGCCAUUAGCGCGCUCGCACCCGCUACUCGGCCUGCCAAGCGUUCGACCCCUCUAAAACCUAAAGAAAAAAGUUCUGGAGCAAAACGCGUGCAUCUGGACGCCGUUCUUGAUUUGGAAAAAAGUUUAUUCAGUGCAGAACGUGCUGAAGCUGAAGAUGUUUUGCCUUUACAAGGAAGUUAUAAGCCUCGGACUUUUAAUAUUGACGUCGAAAAACUUUUUGCCAUUCCGGCGACUGAAGAGUUUCCUCGUGAAAUAUUAAACCUUUUCGAGAAAAAUAAGGAACCCGCCAAACACUACCCCACCAAAUCUUCUGACAAGCUUCUCAUUGGUCAGAACAACGAAGCGACGGAUGCCUCGCACGGCGACUUUUCUAUGGAUACUCUGGACUUGCCAGCAGAUAGUGGAGGUUUAAGUUUUGCUACUGCAGAGGCCAGUCUUUCGCCCCUUCCCGUUGCCUUUGAAGCAGAACGCCAAAUAACUCCUUUUGUGGAGCUCGAAGUUAUAGAAGAAAAGUCUCUUGAACCGGCCGAAGUGCUUUUUGAAAUUCCGCAAGAAGCAGAACUAGUGGAACUUGACGAAAAAAAUUAUGAACUUUUAAAUUCUAAAGAUGAACAACUGAAAUUAGCGAAAAUGAAAGAAAUCAUAAAUGAAGCUUUUCGAGAACAACAAUCGAAUUGGAUUUCUUUUGACGAUUUACUUUCUGGCCAUUCCCGCCGUCUCGCUGCUGUUUAUUUUUAUGAGCUUCUUUCUCUCGCGCAGUGCAGGAAUAUUUGCAUCCGGCAGGAGCGUCCUUUUAAUGAAAUUAUUAUCCAACCUUUUACAUGAAAGAAUAGAUUAAUGAAAUUGGUUACGGACGAC
This is a messenger RNA of Zophobas morio, 1720 nucleotides long. Its product is annotated as double-strand-break repair protein rad21 homolog. Lineage: Eukaryota; Metazoa; Arthropoda; Insecta; Coleoptera; Tenebrionidae. Gene Ontology annotation, cellular component: cohesin complex. The transcript has 22 exons. The record is from RefSeq and is a predicted model, not a curated record. Bases 74 to 1687 code for a protein of 537 amino acids. Gene Ontology annotation, molecular function: chromatin binding; protein binding. Gene Ontology annotation, biological process: sister chromatid cohesion; replication-born double-strand break repair via sister chromatid exchange.